CUGUUCCUAUCGUUCUCGACUAUGAAUAUAGAACAUACACGCUUCUACCGAACAUCACUUUCUCCAACAAAGCAGUGACAUAACAAUGUGGUUAACGUGGAGGGCUGCGCUUCUGCUCGUAACAUUAAUCUACAUCACCAGCGAAGGUGAUGCAAAUGAGUGCGCGCCUCGCAGUUUCGGCGAAAAUAGGAUCGUAUGUGUUUGCAACGCGACUUACUGCGAUGACACGCCAGAUAACGACCCAAAAGUUCUCGCGAACGGAACCGUUUACUGGUACGUGUCUAGCGAGGAAGGACUCAGGAUGCAAAUGUCAUCGGCACAUAUCGGUUCCUGUUCAGACUCGAACUCCGUGGUUCUCAACAUAAAUACCGCGGAGAAAUAUCAGACGAUCCUCGGGUAUGGCGCUGCUUUCACGGACUCGGCAGGAAUACAUAUUAGCAGUCUGAGUCAGCCUGUCCAGGAACAACUACUUCGGUCAUAUUUCGAUCGAAACGGAAGCAGGUACUCGUUAGCCCGGAUCCCAAUCGGUGGAACUGACUUUUCCACGAGACUUUACACCUACGAUGACGGAAAUGCCGACCCGACGUUGCAGAACUUCAGGCUUGCUCAGGAAGAUUACAAGUAUAAAAUACCAUAUGUGAAAAAGGCUGUCAAACUAAACCCCAAUGUGAAAAUAUUCAGUGCCGUGUGGUCACCUCCAGCUUGGAUGAAAACGAACGACCGUAUCAAUGGACCAGGCUUCCUGAAGACUGAAUAUUAUCAAGUUUAUGCCGACUACAUAGUGAAAUUCAUCCAAGAGUAUGAAAAGAACGGUCUUAUCGUCUGGGCAGUUUCAACAGGCAAUGAACCAGCGAAUGGUUUCGUACCUGGUCUGCCCAUUAACUCUUUGGGUUGGUCACCGUUUGCCGGGCGGAAAUGGAUCGCUAAUAAUUUGGGUCCAACUUUAGAGAAAUCCGUUUACAACGCAACACAAAUCCUUCUUGUGGAUGAUCAGAGACUCUACGUACCUUGGGUAGCAAAUAUAGUCUUUGAAAAUGAACAGGCGAAGAAAUACGUCAGUGGCAUAGCUGUACAUUGGUACGCAGAUUUUAUUGUUCCUCCAGCUGUGUUGGACGCAACACACGAUCUCCACCCAGAGAAAUUUAUUCUCAUGACCGAAGCAUGUAUAGGACUAGAAUUAUUCCAGCCGAGAGGUGUCGUUUUAGGAUUAUGGGAGAGAGGAGUGAAAUAUAUUUCAAGUAUAAUACAGUACAUGAAUCACUGGGGUGUCGGUUGGGUAGAUUGGAACAUUGUUCUGGACCAAUCAGGUGGACCAUCUUGGAAUAAAAAUUACGUCGAUGCUGCUAUCAUUGUAAAUGCAGAAAAGGAUGAAUUUUAUAAACAACCGAUGUAUUAUGCUAUGAAGCACUUCAGUAGGUUCGUCGAGCGAGGCUCCGUUAGAGUUUCUAUUUCCGAAGCUCUCAAUAUUGAAGCCACAGCCUUUGUCACACCCGCAAACGAAGUCGUUGUUGUUGCUUAUAACAAGAAUCCUCUGGCGACAGACGUUGUUCUAAAUGAUCCGAACAAAGGCCCUAUUUGCUUGAAAUUACCUGCGCAUUCCAUGAAUACUGUGAUUUAUGCGAAAUAACGUUUAAAACUCGCGUAAUAAAUACCAAAACGUGUAUUGGAAAUGAAAUAUAUCGCUCUAGAUGAAUUGUGCAUGGAAUAUAUAUAUUAUUGAUACAGAUAAAACGUGUCAA
This is a messenger RNA of Eufriesea mexicana, 1739 nucleotides long. RefSeq names its product glucosylceramidase. The record is from RefSeq and is a predicted model, not a curated record. Gene Ontology annotation, molecular function: glucosylceramidase activity. Gene Ontology annotation, biological process: glucosylceramide catabolic process. The coding region runs from base 86 to 1627 and encodes 513 amino acids. The transcript is spliced from 8 exons. NCBI's taxonomy places the organism in Eukaryota, Metazoa, Arthropoda, Insecta, Hymenoptera, Apidae.